CACACACCGUAGCUAGCUAGCAUCGAACUCAUGUCGACGAACACAAUUUGCCUGGAUGCAGAUGUGCAGGAUCGAGACGAGCAGACGGAGCUGCAGCUCGCAGCGCUCCGGGAAGGUGGAUUGCACUUCUGCGAGGGUCCGCUCCGCCGCAGGCGGCACCGGGCGCAGACGAAGGUGAACAAGUGGAAGCAGAAGUGGUUCAAAGUCGAGCCCGCACGUCGCGGCAAAGACGCGUACCAGUUAACGGAGUCCCAGGGAAAGGAACAGUCUGGAAUGGCGAAGCUUCUUCUGUCUCUGCCGACCAGCGCACCCGGCUCUUCCGGCAUCCGUACCUCCUCGCUCUCCACGGACGCAGCAAGCGAGGAUUAUACGGGCUUCAGCAUCUACCGCGGAGCGCUGCCUUCGGGCGAGCUGCUGAGCACGUUCAGAGCCGAGGAUAUCGUCCAGCAGAGAGGGUUCAUGGCGGCUCUCGGAGCCACGGGACCAGGGCUCUUCUCGCGGCCACCGCAGAAUUCAGAGGCGUCGUCCAAAUCCGGCUGUAGCGCCAGACUCCGGCAGCUGCUGCACAGACAGAAGACCUACAAUGCCAGGUCGCAGAACAGCCAACUGGCAGAGGUGUACAAAAACAUCCCCAGGUCCUUCCAAGAGGCUUUGCAAACAUUUCCAAGCGAAUUCUACUUCCCUAAUUCCGAGCUCCCUUCUCCUGUGUUGCCUGGUGUGAAGUUGCAAAAUUACGAUCCCUCGCAAACUGACUUGAAAAGAGUUCCCUGCAGUGGGGGGAAAAUUGAAUUUCGGCCUCCUCAUGGAUCGCCUACCAACUACCCCUCCAUUAUCGGCUGCGGGGCUGCCGCUGGUCUGGAAUCGGGACAGACAGCAGUAUGGGAUCAGGAGAACGAACUCUACUACUUCCUCGACUGCAACAAGAAGAUUGUGACUGCCAACGACCCCCGACAGAGAAAGAGUUUCAGACCCCAAGUCCGAACGUCUCAGAUCACGGUUCACAAGAAACAGGCGGAAGCAAACUUAAGUCUCCCAGCUUGUCAUCCAGACACAGUCAGAGCCACUGCGCAGCGAGCGGCGAGGAAACCGCACGGCUGCAUCCUGAGAGCCUGUGGAAAGAAGGGAAGACACGGGAUGUCGGCAAAACCCUCAGCCGACGGACAUCGAGGUGGAGACGGCCUGAACACCACGGGAGAACUUGUGAUUGAUGGUGGUGAUGGAGGAGACGGCGCUAAUGGACGGGAUGGGAGACACGCAGAGCCAGGGGAGGACGGGGGGAUGGGCAGGAACGUGAUUGUGGAGCUGUAUGGCGAUGCCAAGGACCUGGGGAUUGCCGGAACGUGUCAGUCGGUGGCUCGACUCGGUGGAGAUGAGUGUGAG
This is a messenger RNA of Geodia barretti, 1380 nucleotides long. The record is from the annotation of a GenBank genome assembly. Lineage: Eukaryota; Metazoa; Porifera; Demospongiae; Tetractinellida; Geodiidae.